This is a messenger RNA of Haliotis rufescens (red abalone), 916 nucleotides long. Its product is annotated as mediator of RNA polymerase II transcription subunit 7-like. Gene Ontology annotation, cellular component: mediator complex; core mediator complex. Gene Ontology annotation, biological process: regulation of transcription by RNA polymerase II. The transcript is spliced from 3 exons. Gene Ontology annotation, molecular function: transcription coregulator activity. The coding region runs from base 150 to 812 and encodes 220 amino acids. NCBI's taxonomy places the organism in Eukaryota, Metazoa, Mollusca, Gastropoda, Lepetellida, Haliotidae. The record is from RefSeq and is a predicted model, not a curated record.
AUUCCUGUUUCAACUUUUAACUAUUCGGUAUUUGGAAACAACGUCGACACUGUCUGAGGUCUGUUGUGUACACAGCAACUAGUGGACAUCAUCUCAUAAUUCCUGCUUUUGUGUCUUAAUUUAUGCUAAGACUGCAGCAGUGACCUGUCAUGGCUGAGAACCAGGGUGUGAGCGCGUUCCCUCUGCCUCCUAUGCAGUAUGCUGUGAUCUACACUGACGAGAACACGAAGAAGGGGAGGACGCCACACCCGCCGCCACCCAUACAGGAUAACUACACCAUGUUUGGAGCUCCUUUCACCGCUGACGAUGCCAUCAUUCGACCACUGGAGGCAUCCGGCUGCAAGCGGCUCUAUCCUCAAAACUACGACCACAAACGUGAACUAAAGAAACUGAACCACUCCAUUCUUGUGAACUUCUUGGACAUGUUAGAAAUCUUGAUCCGUGCCCCGGAGUCCCUGAAGCGGACGGAGAAGCUGGAGGACCUGAACCUGCUGUUCAUCAACCUGCACCACCUGGUGAACGAGUUCCGCCCCCACCAGGCCCGCGAGACACUCAGGGUCAUGCUGGAAGUCCAGAAGAACCAGCGGCUGGAGAUCGCUGACCGCUUCCAGCAGCACCUGGACAAGGUGAAGGAGCUGAUAGAGAACGCGCUGGCCAAGCUCCCCGAGGACGUCAACCUCGACUCCAAGUUGCUGGUUGAGAGUGAGCUGAUGUUGCAGAAUGCAGGCACGCUCAAUGAUGUUUCUGAUGAUGGCGAGCAGUGUGACAGACUGGACAGCAUGAUGUGUGACAUUGUUGAUGGAAUGAGCUGAGGGAGAUGUCACUGUCGAUGUUUGUAUGUCAUUGUCGAUGUUUGUAUGUCAUGUAUGUUGCAAUGUAAUCAUGGGAAGAGUAUUAAACACAUUAUCAUAUACAA